GAAGAUAAGCAUGUUUGAACUUUCAGCACGUGCGCAAGAAUUUGUAGAACGUACCCAAGCCUUUAUUAAAAAUGAAAUUGAACCUGUAGAAGCUGAUUUUUGGAAUGAAGUCCAUCAUUUGAAUCAAGGCGGUGAUUGGACAAAAUGGCAAUGGCCAGCACAACUUGAACUCCUGAAAAAUAAAGCAAAAGCUGCUGGACUUUGGAACAUGUUUUUACCAGACCCAGUAUUGGGUGCAGGUUUAUCUGUACAGGAAUAUGCCCAUAUCGCAGAACUGUCAGGCCGUAGUUUAAUCGCACCCACAGUAUUUAAUUGUAAUGCUCCAGAUAGUGGCAAUAUGGAAGUGCUAUGGCGUUAUGGUUCAGAUCAACAAAAACAACAAUGGCUUAAGCCGUUAUUAGAAGGAAAAAUCCGUUCAGUAUUCUGUAUGACUGAACCAGCAGUUGCUUCAUCGGACGCAACCAACAUGCAGGCAACUGCAGUGGUAGAUGGUGAUGAAAUUGUAUUGAAUGGUCGUAAAUGGUGGUCUUCAGGUUUGGGAGAUCCAAAUGCGAAAAUUAUUAUCUUUAUGGCGCAUACGCCUGAUGAAAGCAAAGAUCGUCAUCAUCAACAUUCCAUGGUUUUAGUGCCUGUAGAUACUCAAGGCGUGACCAUUGAACGUAUGUUACCCGUGUUUGGUGAUUAUGAUGCGCCACAUGGUCACGGCGAAAUUAGUUUUAAUCAAGUUCGUGUACCUGUAAGUAAUUUUAUUGGUGGUUCUGGACAAGGGUUUGAAAUUGCACAAGGGCGUCUAGGUCCGGGUCGUAUUCAUCAUUGUAUGCGAUGCAUUGGUGCUGCUGAAAAAGCAUUAGAAUUAAUGAUUGAUCGAGGAAUGAGUCGAACUGCUUUUGGUAAAGAAGUGCUUAAAUUAGGUGGAAAUUUAGAACGUGUGGCAGAUGCUCGUGUUGCGAUUGAUCAAGCACGACUGUUAACCCUGUAUGCGGCGUAUAAAAUGGAUACUCAAGGGACUAUGGCUGCGCUUACCGAGAUUUCAGCCAUUAAAGUUGUUGCACCUUCAGUUCUUGAAAAAGUAGUUGAUAUGGCCAUUCAAAUUCAUGGUGGCAUGGGCGUAUCACGAGAUACACCUUUAACAGCAUUCUUUGCUCAAGCCCGCAGUUUACGUUUAGCGGAUGGCCCAGAUGAAGUGCAUAAAGGGAUGAUUGCAAAAUUAGAAUUAAAAAAACGAGAGAUGUAUGGUUUAAAACAUAAGAUUCAGGGAAAUAAUAUGUCAGUCAUUGAUAUUGGUGGAAGUAUACGUGAAGGCGAGGAGCUGGACAUUCGUGCUGUCGGAAAUUGGCUCAUUGAAAAUGGAUCUGAAAUUUCAGGCAAUGUAGAAGUGACUCAAUAUUCUGGCGGAGCUUCAAACUGGACCUAUCGUUUAAAAUAUGACAAUGCUGAUUUAAUUUUACGUCGUCCACCCAAAGGGACAAAGGCGAAAUCUGCACAUGAUAUGGCGCGUGAAUAUCAUGUACAAAAAUGGCUUGCACCAUACUACCCAGUUCUUCCUGAAAUGGUCGCGCUGUGUCAGGAUGAAUCCGUAAUUGGUUGUGACUUCUAUGUGAUGAAACGCAUUGAAGGUAUUAUUCCGCGUGCCAAACUGCCCCCUGAGCUGAAUUUUACUCAACAGCAAGUGCAUGAAUUAUGUAUUAAUGUCUUAGACAAGCUGAUUGAAUUACAUCAAGUUCCAUAUCAAGGCACCGAACUCGAAAAACUUGGAAAAGGUGAUGGGUAUUGCCGUCGUCAAGUUGAAGGUUGGGAUGCACGUUAUGAAAAGGCGCACACCAUCAAUGUGCCGAGUUUUAAAUUUGUACGUAAAUGGCUUAAUGAAAAUAUUCCUGCUGACUCAAACACGUGUUUGAUUCACAAUGAUUGGCGUUUUGAUAAUGUCAUUCUUGACCCUAAAAACCCAACCCAAGUGAUUGGUGUAUUGGAUUGGGAAAUGGCAACCAUUGGUGAUCCUCUUAUGGAUUUAGGUUCUGCUUUGGCCUAUUGGGUGGAAGAUACAGACAACCAAAUUUUUAAAUCAACCCGUCGCCAGCCUACACAUUUAAAAGGGAUGCUUACCCGUAAAGAAGUGGUUGAAUAUUAUUUAGAAAAAACCGGAUUAAAACCCGAUAAUUGGGCAUUCUACGAAGUAUUUGGUAUUUUCCGUUUAGCUGUAAUCGCACAGCAAAUUUAUUAUCGUUACUAUCAUAAACAAACAGAUAAUCCUGCUUUUAAAGAUUUUUGGAUUGUGAUUCAUGCCUUACAUAUUCGUGCAUUAAAACUUAUCGGUUUACAAAAAAUUGAAGCCAAUGAAGUUGCACAGAAAUAUCUUGAAAAAUUUAAGGAAAUUUUAGGAAAA
Molecule: messenger RNA, 2383 nt
Organism: Oppiella nova
Lineage: Eukaryota; Metazoa; Arthropoda; Arachnida; Sarcoptiformes; Oppiidae
Source: the annotation of a GenBank genome assembly